AUGCUGACGGAGGACCUUGCGCCGGACCCUUAUCCGCGGACAAACCUUCACGGUACUCACCUCACACUCACUGCGCAAGGACAGCCUCAUCUUUUCUUUUCUGCUGCUGCUGCUGCAUCGCGCGCAGGGACUGCCGGGGCCGCGGGCCACUGGGCUUUGUAUUCUGGGAAUCCGGGAGGGCAAGUGCCAAAUUAA
Molecule: messenger RNA, 195 nt
Organism: Colletotrichum aenigma
Lineage: Eukaryota; Fungi; Ascomycota; Sordariomycetes; Glomerellales; Glomerellaceae
Exons: 2
Coding region: 1-195 (64 amino acids)
Source: RefSeq, a predicted model, not a curated record